UUCUAAAGAGUGUGAUUCGGAAGAGAUUGUUGUGGAAAUUCUGAAGAGUAGUAGCAAGAAAAACAUAAGAGACUCAGAGCCCUUACUAGUUUCUUCUUUACUGUUUUCAAGUCUCUGUGGCUAGGUUCAAUUCUUCUGGAUUUGAACGCAUUCUACAUUAAGAGAAAUGACAAAACAAAAUAAGGAGUGGGCUAUUGGAAUCGAUCUUGGCACUACAUACUCUUGCAUUGCUGUAUGGAAAGAACAACAGUAUAGAGUGGAAAUCAUUCACAACGAUCAAGGCAAUAGAAUCACUCCUUCUUGUGUUUCUUUCACAGAAAAUCAAAGGUUGAUUGGCGAUGCCGCUAAGAACUUGUCUUCCAUUAACCCAACCAACACUGUCUUUGAUGUGAAAAGGUUAAUUGGCAGAAAAUUCAGUGACCCCGUUAUUGAGAAUGAUCUAAGGCUGUGGCCAUUCAAGGUCAUUGCUGAUUCUGAUGACAAACCCAUGAUAGUUGUUUCCUAUAAGGGUAAGGAGAAACGCAUUUCACCUGUAGAAAUCUCAUCUAUGAUCCUUACAAAGAUGCGUGAGAUUGCAGAAUCAUACUUGGAAUCAGGGGUUAAGAAUGUUGUGGUAACUGUGCCGGCUUAUUUCAAUGAUUCUCAGCGACGAGCAACCAAAGAUGCUGCUACCAUUGCUGGCUUCGAUGUUAAGCGGAUAAUCAAUGAACCCACGGCUGCAGCUCUGGCUUAUGGGCUUGAGAACAAAGGUAACUGUGAUGGGGAGAGAAAUAUUUUCAUCUUUGAUCUUGGUGGUGGUACAUUUGAUGUGUCUAUCCUCAGAAUGAAAGAUGAUGUCUUUGAGGUCAAGGCAAUUGCGGGUGACACUCACCUUGGAGGAGAAGACUUGGAUAACAGAAUGCUGAAUUACUGCGUAGAGGAGUUCAAGAGAAAGAAUAAAGUGGACAUUAGUGCAAAUCCAAAAGCCUUGAGAAGGUUGAGAACCGCUUGUGAGAGAGCAAAAAGGACACUCUCAUAUGCUGUUGACACCACCAUUGAGGUAGAUGCUUUAUCUGGAGGUAUUGAUUUCCAUUCAUCAAUGACUCGUACGAGAUUUGAGGAACUCAACAUGGACCUAUUUAGAAAGUGUAUGGAGACUGUAGAUAGGUGUGUUGUACUGGUUGGUGGUUCUUCUAGGAUUCCCAAAGUGCAACAGCUAUUGCAAGACUACUUUAAGGGAAAAGAUUUAUGCAAGAGCAUUAACCCUGAUGAGGCUGUUGCACAUGGAGCUGCUGUGCAGGCUGCUAUAUUGAGUGACGGCAUUAAAUAUUUUCCUGAAUUGGUGUUAUUGGAUGUUACACCGCUAUCUCUUGGUAUAUCUGCAAACGGAGAUCUCAUGAGUGUUGUGAUUCCUAGAAACACCAUCAUUCCUGUUGAAAAAAAGCGAGGAUUUGUAAGAUCCGCAGACUUCCAAUCCUCCGUCCUAAUCGAGGUUUACGAGGGUGAGAGGACAAGAGCAAGCGAUAACAAUUUGCUUGGGUCUUUUAGAUUUUAUGGAAGUCCAAAUGCUCUUAGAGGCCAUCCUUUAACUGUAUGCUUCAGUAUAGAUGCUAAUGGUAUCCUAAGUGUAACUGCUGAGGAAAAAAGCAGCGGAAGAAUAGACAGUAUUAUCAUAACCAACGACAAGGGGAGAUUAUCAACUCAACAAGUUAUGAGGAUGAUGGAAGAAGCUGAGAAAUACAAGGCUGAAGAUCAGGAGUACAAAAAGAAAGUUCAAGCAAUUAGUGCUUUGGAAGAUUUCGUUUACAAGAUAAGGAAAGCUGUCGAGGAUGUUGACAACAUUUUUAAGCUUGAUACACAAGACAAAACGAAGAUCAACGUGGCAAUUGCAGAGGCCAGAAAAUUGCUCGGUGCCAGCAAGGAGACAGAAACAGGUGUGCUUGUGGAUCAUCUGCGCGAGAUGAAGAGUCUCAUUGAACCGAUAAUGAGGAUUAACUAGUUUGUUUCAAUUUCAAGUUCAUGUUGCUGAAAAAUGCAAAUUAUCUAAAAAUGUUUCUAAAAUUUUACUUCCUAAUGGAUUCAGUUCUUGCUUAAACACAUCUCUUUUACCUCUUCCUAAUAAA
Vigna unguiculata (cowpea) is the source of this 2102-nucleotide messenger RNA. Its product is annotated as heat shock cognate 70 kDa protein-like. Lineage: Eukaryota; Viridiplantae; Streptophyta; Magnoliopsida; Fabales; Fabaceae. The record is from RefSeq and is a predicted model, not a curated record. Gene Ontology annotation, molecular function: ATP binding; ATP-dependent protein folding chaperone.